AUGAGUAGUCGAACUCUGGAGCGGGAGGAAAAAGCCUUUGCCGCAACCGUUGUUUACUGUCGCCUUAAAAAAAAAACGGUUCAAAUGAAUGAAGAAGAGCCUUCAGGAAGUGGUGAAGAAGGCUGUAGCAUCUCAACGUUUGACUAUUCCGUUGAGAAUCAUUUGAAGGCAGUGGACUCUAUCAGUGAUCUCUGCGGUGAAUCUGGUAUAAAUAUUGACAAAACUGAUAUCAACAGACUAUCAUCAUCACUUACAUUCUUUAGGGAAUGGAGCCGUUUUAGAUAUGAACCAAAGCGUUUUGGAUUCUAUAAUGAUGAGGCUGGAAAAAGCUGUGAGCCGAAGGACAUCAACAGUCAAAAUUUGCCUCAGUUUUCUUCAGCACGAGCUCCUAAGGUCAAGGAUUUUGUUAUGCAUGUUGGAGGCUCUGUUUGGGGAUUAGAGUGGUGUCCCAGAGUUCAUGGAAACCCAGAUGCUCAAGCAAAAUGUGAGUUUCUAGCUGUUGCUACUCAUCCACCUGAUUCUUACAGUCACAAGAUAGGCGUUCGGCUUUCAGGUAGAGGCAUUAUUCAGAUAUGGUGUGUUAUAAAUGCCACAUGCGAGAACGAUAUCACCCAUAUAUCAGGGAAGAAUCAGAAGUUGUCUCGGAAGAAACCAUCCAAUGAAAGUAAUAAUAAUACACAACCUAAAAAGCCAAGAGGCAGGCCAAGAAAGUAUCCAAUAGAGACAACAUCUCCUAAGAAGCCAAAGGGAAGACCUAGAAAGAAGACUACUGCUGAGCUUCCUAGUGAGCUUGAUGGUGACGUUCUAUACGUUGAAGCUUUGUCUGUUCGGUAUCCGGAAGAGGCAGUUGUUGUUCCCGCAACUCCUCUUCGGGUUCUACGAGAAACUUCAGCAACAAAAGCUAAAACCGAUGAUGAAAGCUCAGGACAAGUGUUGUCUUCAGACAAUGAAAAUAUCAAACUUCCCGUACGGAUAAAGAGACAAAAAUCUCAACGUAGUGACGAAACGUGCAAACCCGUAGUGUCAGAAGAUAAUGAAGCUGUUGGAAACGUUCCAGGGGGACAAUCCUCGGAUAUCUCUGAAGACAUUGCUCUUCCAAGGGUUGUGUUAUGUCUGGCACACAAUGGAAAAGUUGUCUGGGAUAUGAAAUGGCGUCCACCAUCUGCAGAUGAUUCUCUUAGUAAGCAUAGAAUGGGAUAUUUAGCUGUCUUGCUGGGGAAUGGAUCUGUGGAAGUGUGGGAUGUUCCAAUGCCUCAGGCAGUAUCAGCUGUGUAUUUAUCUUCAAAGAGAGAUGCGACUGAUCCUCGUUUUGUGAAACUGGCUCCCGUUUUCAAAUGUUCAAACUUAAAGUGUGGUGAUACACAAAGUAUUCCUUUAACAGUUGAAUGGUCGACUUUGGGUAACCCUGAUUUCUUACUUGCUGGUUGCCAUGAUGGCACGGUUGCUCUCUGGAAAUUUUCUACAACUAAAUCUUCAGAAGAUACAAGACCUUUACUUUUCUUCAGCGCAGAUACAGCUCCUAUUAGGGCAGUUGCAUGGGCUCCUGCUGAAAGUGAUCAAGAAAGUAAAAACGUAGUAGCUACUGCUGGACAUGGAGGUCUCAAGUUCUGGGACUUACGUGAUCCAUUCCGUCCUUUAUGGGAUCUGCACCCAGUACCAAGAUUUAUUUACAGCAUCGAUUGGUUACAAGACCCAAAAUGUGUUCUAUUGUCCUUUGACGAUGGCACAAUAAGAAUCCUAAGCUUGGUGAAGGUUGCGUAUGAUGUUCCAUCAACCGGAAGGCCUUAUCCUAACACAAAACAGCAAGGGCUAAGCGUUUAUAACUGUUCUUCUUUUCCCAUCUGGAGUAUUCAAGUAUCCCGUCUCACAGGCACGGCAGCUUAUUGCACUGCAGAUGGAUCCGUUUUCCAUUUCCAGCUUACAACCAAAGCAGUGGAAAAAGACUCGAGAAACCGAACUCCUCACUUCCUCUGUGGACGAUUGACUAUCAAUGAUUCCACUUUUACAGUGCAUAGUCCAGUACCUAACAUACCCAUCUUCUUGAAGAAGCCAGUUAGUGAGACUGGUGAAAAACAGAGAUGUCUUCGAAGUCUCUUGAACGAAUCUCCUAACCGAUACUCAUCUCCUGUUUCAGACGCUCAGCCUCUAGCUUUUGCACACAAUGAGGAUCCGGGUUUAGAGUCUGAAGCCGAGGGAAGUAACAACAAAGCGUCAAAAUCAAAGGCUAAGAAAGGAAAGAACAAGACAAUAGAGGAGGAAGAUAACAGAGGAGCACUGGUCUGCGUUAAAGAAGAUGGCGAUGAAGAAGAAGGAAGAAAAAAAGAAGCUAGUAGCAGUAGCAGUUCUGUGAAAGCAGAAACGUUUCCACCUAAAAUGGUGGCGAUGCAUAGAGUGCGGUGGAAUAUGAACAAAGGAAGUGAGAGAUGGUUGUGUUAUGGUGGAGCGGCUGGGAUCGUUCGGUGUCAAGAGAUUGCUUCAUCUGGUUGGUCGGUAAAUUAAACUUGAG
Messenger RNA from Eruca vesicaria subsp. sativa (arugula), 2506 nucleotides. The record is from the annotation of a GenBank genome assembly. Lineage: Eukaryota; Viridiplantae; Streptophyta; Magnoliopsida; Brassicales; Brassicaceae.